Molecule: messenger RNA, 1237 nt
Organism: Python bivittatus (Burmese python)
Lineage: Eukaryota; Metazoa; Chordata; Lepidosauria; Squamata; Pythonidae
Source: RefSeq, a predicted model, not a curated record
CAGAUACAGAUGAACUCGUGAUACACCUGACUGAGGGCCACAAUGUCCCACACUCCUCGCUGCAAGCUAGUUGACUAUUUUGAAGAACUGAGUGAAGAUGAAUUCAAGAAAUUUAAGAUGCACCUCGAGGACUACCCGCUGGAGCAGGGCUACAAGCCCAUCCAUCGCUCCAAGACUGAGAAAGCUGCCUACGUUGAAAUAGCCUGAUACAUGACUGAGGCGUAUGAGGAUGCCAAGGCCCUGAAGAUGACCGUCAACAUUCUGGACCAAAUAAAUAAGAAGGAUCUGGCUGCAAGAAUCCGAAAGGAGAUGCCAGAAUAUUUCCUUCCCAAACCAUCCACCAUGACCAAGAAAGAAAAAAAAGAACGAGAAAAGAAGAUAGUGUCAAAUCUAUGUGACAAGUUUUCUGGGAUCCAAAAGAAAGUGAAAGUGAUCUUGGAUCCCAAGACCGCUUAUCCUGCUCUCAUCCUUUCAGAAGAUCGGAAGAGUGUACACAUGGGUGAACAAACCCAGGUCCUUUCUGACAACCCUGAGCGCUUCCGUUUUUUACCAGGUGUCCUGGGAGCAGAAGGCAUUGACUCUGGGACUUUAGAAUGGGUGGUAGAAGUGGGCAAGGCCAAAGAAUGGGCCAUUGGGGUUGCCCGGGAAUCAGUAGAAAGAAAAUAUCCAGAAGACAUCACCGUUACUCAAGGGUUCUGGGUACUGCAGCUAGCAGCAGGGGAAUACAAGGCCUCUACAACCCCUCCCAUCCAACUCACACUGUGGAAAUCACCACAACGUAUCUUGAUUAUCCUGAAGCAUGAUUUUGAGAUCCUCUCCUUUUACAAUGCUGACUCAAUGCAUCAUAUAUUUACUUUUAAUUAUCCAUUUUCUGAGAAAGUGUUCCCAUUUCUCUUAGUGAGGGACAAAGAGACUCCCUUGAAAAUCUGUCCAAGUUCAACAUGACAAGACAUGGAGAGAAUAAGGAAAACAAAUUUUGAAUAAUUUGUUUAUUUACUCUGGAAGAGUUUCCUUUAGAAUAAGUGGGAUUAUUGUUUUGUUGAUCUUUGAUUCCUUUCUCCUUGCUUGAAAUGCUUUUUGAACCUAUGAGUCUAUGAACCUUUUUGAGUCUAUGUCUUAAUAAAGAAUAAGGAGAUGGAGAUAGGGGGAUGGAUGGAUGGAUGGAUGGAUGGAUGGAUGGAUGGAUGGUUGAUAGACAGAUAGGGUUUUUAAUAUAAAUGCUGAUAAAAAAAUUUAA